Corythoichthys intestinalis (scribbled pipefish) is the source of this 1158-nucleotide messenger RNA. Its product is annotated as CD82 antigen-like. The record is from RefSeq and is a predicted model, not a curated record. The transcript is spliced from 7 exons. Lineage: Eukaryota; Metazoa; Chordata; Actinopteri; Syngnathiformes; Syngnathidae. Gene Ontology annotation, cellular component: plasma membrane. Bases 1 to 879 code for a protein of 292 amino acids.
AUGGCGCGCGAGGAGGUGAAAGCGGACCUGCUUAAAUUCCUUUCGCUUCUGGUGACUUUUGUCUUUCUGGUAAGUUCUCCCUCCUUCCCUCGUCGUGGCCGCCGCGUGACCUCUGACCCGCGCGCAGGCGCUGAGCCCUCGUCGCCGUCCUUUCUUCCGGUACGUCGCGUCGCCUACUCUGUGUUAUCUCCGCUUUCACGUGCUCGUACGCGUUCAGAAUCGGAGGAGCUGCGGGUGCUGGGGGCGGGGCUUCUGUUCAUCGGCGCCCUGGGGACGGCGUCCGGCCUGCUGGCCUUUUUCGGAGCGCGCUGGGAAAAGAGAAUUCUCCUGCUGAUUUGCGCGUGCGGGCUGCUCUUCCUGCUAGUGUGCUGCAUCAGCCUUCUCCUACUUCUGCUGCUCAGCAAGGGCCAGAUCGAGGAGAAGGCGGACGCGGCCGUAGGUCGUAUGAUACUCGUCUACAUUGGCCACGGGCGACGAGAUGGCCUCCUGGAUGACCUCCAGCACCAAGCGGAGUGCUGCGGCCUGACGGGCCGGUCCGAUUGGCUGCGUAACGCCUUCGUCCAGACGCUCAACGUCACCGAUUUGCUUCCAUGUUCGUGUUUGCGCACGCUUCCGCGUGACUCGGAGACCGCGUGGUGCUCGUCGGACGGCGAGGUCGCGCAUGAGCAGGGGUGUGCCGAGCGGCUGUCCAGUUGGUUGCACGAGAACACGGUGACCGUGGUAGGACUGGACGUGGGCCUGAUGGUGGCGCAGGUCCUGCAGGCGACGCUGGCGCUGGAACUCCGGAGGACCAUCGGUCGCAGAGACGCUCGGAGAGCCGCCGACAAGAGGGAGGAGCAGGAGCGGCGAGGUGCCGACGCCGGCUCGGACGCAGACUGAAAUUGACGUGACGAGACUGAAAGUUCUAAGGGCGUUGACUGCCUACCCUUUCUCCCUGGAUUCUAGACAAGAGUCCAACUCCGUUUUACCGGGACUCUGACACUAUUCUACUUGGAUUCUACCAUGACUGGACUGUGACGAUCCAAGAAAUUUGUUUCUGUAUGUGCACUCCAUGUAAAAACAGUUGAUCUUGAAAGCAACUAUGGCAGCCGACGACUUAAAUCACCUCUAGGAAAUCCAUUUUUAUUAUCAUUUAAACAAAAUAAAGUGAAAUUCUUU